AUAACAGCUCGCUCUAAAGGACUUCCUUACAGAGCCCAUCUGUCUGGUGUACUGUCCAAAAGCAAUCAUGAAGUUUGUGGCUGUAAUUGCUGCGCUCGCCGUCAUUUCAGGCUGCCAGGGGCGAUUCCUGUUUCAGGAUGAGCCAAGAAGCCGCUGGGAAGAGGCUGUGGAUCAGUUCUGGAACCAUGUUUCUGAACUGACCACUAGAGCUGAGGAAAUGAGGGACAACAUAAAGGCCACUCAGCUCGGCAGAGAAUUAGACACACUGAUCUCUGACAGCAUGAUGGAGCUGCAAAUGUACAGAGAUGACCUGCACUCCAAACUGGCCCCUUACGCUCAGGAAAGAGCCCAGAAGUUCAACGAAGAUCUGCAACUUUUGGUCACAAAGCUCCGCACACACAUGGAGGAGGCGAAGGAUCGUGUCACUGAAUACACCGAGGAGCUCCGGACCAUGGUGGAGCAGAACUCUGAUGAGCUCAAGAACAAGGCUAACUCCUACGCCAAGAAAUUAAGGAAACGGUUUAACAAGGACAUCCAGGAGAUCAACAAGAAAAUGUCAACAUACCUUGAGGAGGUUCAGUCCCGUGCUUCUCAGAGCGUGGAGGAUGUGAAGGAUCGUCUGGAGCCUUACUUCACGUCAAUGCACGAGCGUGCUCAACAGAAGCUGGUGAAUCUGGGAGAAGCGCUGAGAAGCCAGGCUGAGGAAAUAAAGGAGAGACUGGAGUCACGAAUGCAGGAGCUCAGAGAUCAAAUUGAGAAGACCAAAGAGAAUGUGCACAACACUCUUCAGCAAAAGGCAGAGGAUGUACAAAAGUGGUUUGAGCCCUACGUCUCUCAAAUCCAGAAGCAAAUGGAGCCAGUCUGGGAGAGCCUUUAAUGCCAGUGAAUAACCUCAUUCAAGACUUUCUGAAAUAAAGCUAUUGGAAAUGUAAAGGUGAUGUGAAAUUGACCAACAGAACUACAUGUAUGCGGCUACAGACAGUAGCCAAUGUAAGCUCAAUAAAGAACAGCAUAUACCACUGUG
Messenger RNA from Danio aesculapii, 1024 nucleotides. RefSeq names its product apolipoprotein Ea (gene apoea). The transcript is spliced from 4 exons. NCBI's taxonomy places the organism in Eukaryota, Metazoa, Chordata, Actinopteri, Cypriniformes, Danionidae. Gene Ontology annotation, biological process: lipoprotein catabolic process; positive regulation of nitric-oxide synthase activity; cholesterol catabolic process. The record is from RefSeq and is a predicted model, not a curated record. The coding region runs from base 68 to 877 and encodes 269 amino acids. Gene Ontology annotation, cellular component: intermediate-density lipoprotein particle; extracellular region. Gene Ontology annotation, molecular function: lipid binding.